Messenger RNA from Suillus discolor, 1349 nucleotides. RefSeq lists its product as uncharacterized. NCBI's taxonomy places the organism in Eukaryota, Fungi, Basidiomycota, Agaricomycetes, Boletales, Suillaceae. The coding region runs from base 315 to 1205 and encodes 296 amino acids. The transcript is spliced from 12 exons. The record is from RefSeq and is a predicted model, not a curated record.
UACUUGUAGUAGUGUGGAGUAACCGGCCCGCGAAACAAAUGUUAUUCUUGCAUAAGAGAUUCCCGUACUGAUCCCCUUUCUCGGGCCCAGGAUGAGCCUAUCCCCAUCAACGGGUGAUUUUGGCGGCUGCCGCUUACUAUGCCUGACAGUCAGUAUACUCGUCAUUGGAUAAAGCAGAACGGAGUAGAGCUCCUGGACUUUACUUGCGCCCCGAUUAUCGGACAAGAAAUGAUCGUACUCCAUAUGACGGAGUAUCGCAACACGACACAAACAAUCUGAGGAUGGCUACUUAAGGGGUCGAGGUGCAGAAUAGAAUGAACAUCUCCCAUUCUCUACUUCACUCAUUCAUACCUGCAAUGUCAACGUCACCUCGCAUAGUUGCGGUGUUUGGAGCCACCGGAACUCAAGGCUCAUCCAUGGUACAGGCCCUACUAGCAGAUGGUACAUUUGUACCGCGUGCAAUCACCCGAAACUGCAGUUCGGAGAAAGCGUUAAAACUAAAGAGUUUUGGUGCCGAGGUUGCACAAGCCGAUUUAUGGGACAUCGACUCGUUGAAGCAAGCCUUGUCCGGUGUUGAGGCUGUCUAUGGAGUCACCGACUAUUAUGAUCCCAAGAACGUCGCUCAAGGUCACAACAGCGAAAUGCUACUUGGCAGGAAUCUCAUUGACGCUGCCAAAGCAACGGAUGUCAAGUACUUCAUUUGGAGUUCUCUUCCGCACUGUACAAGGGUAUCUAACGGGAAGUAUGCAAAUGUUUACCACUUCGACAACAAAGCCAACGUGGAUGACUAUCUCCGAGAAUCCGGUGUACCCCAUUCUAUCUUAUACACCGGCUGGUUUUCGGAGAAUCUCUGGAAGUACAACAUUCUUGCGCCCGUGCCGGAUUCCGAUCGCCUGGAACUAACCGUGGCCAGAUAUGACGCUCAAUCUCCUCAGUAUUUUACGUGGGUCGAGCGGGACCUUGGCCAUGCAAAGUUGAACUACACUCAAUUUGCAUCGAUCCUCCAGCAGGCGCUGGGGAAACCGGUGUCUUUUGUGUCCUCACAGACCACAGGAAUGCAGGAAAUGGACGACAUGUAUGCUUUUCAGUCCGAAUUUGGACUAUACCCGGAUACCGCUAUCCCUGAUCCACGAUUAAUCAAUUUAGGAGUAAAGUUCCACACUAUGGAGGGAUUUAUUCAGGAAAUUCAAGGCAGAUAUGCUUGAAUCUUAUCUCGAACAAAGAUCGUUGUUUGCUUGUCAAUUAUUCGUUACCAAGACCAAUUUAUGAUUGAUCGUGCAAUAACCUGCAGGAGCGCAUACGUUUACUUGCACCCACACAGUCAAAUGACGCCCAAAUAGACAUGAUCA